AUGGAUGGACAAGUUCUGAUGCCCAAAGGGCCGGUGCCAACAUGCCUCGCAGAUGCGAGAAAACUGACGUGUGAAAACGUAGGUUUAACGUGCACUAAGGUCUGCCCCUGCAUGGGGGAUGAAAAGUACGCAAUCCCCAAUAAGAUUAUAAACGGCUGUGCUGUCAAGUGGGGAGGAAUCAAACUGUGAAUUUUCUCGCACCUUCGAUGGGCGCAGGCUUCUCGCAGUUGCUUAGUCCUUUACCGUAUACAUGAAUUUUUCUCAGUCAAGAAUGCACCCUUGGAACAUCCUAGGGCGAAGUGGCAGUUUAGAGUCAAUGAUAUAUCUGGAUCCGUCCUAGACUAACAAAAGAACAAGCCCAAGUGAAAAGAAGAGAAAUAUAGGAAAAGCCAACGAAAAGUCAGAUGAAGAGCUAUACAAAAAGGAAAGGGAUUUCAACUCUCGUCUAAAUUCCCUACAGACACCAUACCCGUGCGUGACAACAAUAACGACACACGAUAUGCUAUUGCGUCCUCACUGGAGGCCGCGCGUUUAUUGA
This is a messenger RNA of Porites evermanni, 538 nucleotides long. The record is from the annotation of a GenBank genome assembly. Lineage: Eukaryota; Metazoa; Cnidaria; Anthozoa; Scleractinia; Poritidae.